Dioscorea cayenensis subsp. rotundata (Guinea yam) is the source of this 1711-nucleotide messenger RNA. Its product is annotated as hexokinase-3-like. Gene Ontology annotation, biological process: intracellular glucose homeostasis; glycolytic process; glucose 6-phosphate metabolic process. The record is from RefSeq and is a predicted model, not a curated record. Gene Ontology annotation, molecular function: D-glucose binding; glucokinase activity; fructokinase activity. Lineage: Eukaryota; Viridiplantae; Streptophyta; Magnoliopsida; Dioscoreales; Dioscoreaceae. Bases 89 to 1585 code for a protein of 498 amino acids. Gene Ontology annotation, cellular component: cytosol; mitochondrion. The transcript is spliced from 9 exons.
UCCGGCUUUCAGCUAUUUCGUCGAACACCUCUCCUGCGCUUCGGCUAGUGCUCGUGGAUGGCGUGAGGGGCCUUGCGCGCUUGGGGGGAUGGGUAGGGUGGUGCUCGGGUUGGCGGUGGGGUGCGCGGUGGUGGCGUGCGGGAUCGCCGCGGUUGCUGUGGGGAGGAGAGUGAAGAGUCGGAGGAGUUGGGCGAGGGCUGUCGCUGUGGUUACAGACCUUGAGGAAGGAUGCGCUACGCCUUAUUCCAGGUUGCGCCAGGUCGUUGAUGCCAUGGCUGUUGAGAUGCAUGCUGGGUUGGCGUCUGAUGGUGGUAGCAAGCUUAAGAUGCUCCUCACCUUCGUUGAUGCCCUUCCUGAUGGGAAUGAAACAGGCACCUUCUAUGCUCUUGAUCUGGGGGCUGCUACUUUCAGAGUCUUAAAGAUUCAGCUAGGUGGUAAACAAUCAAGGAUCUUGUGGCGUCAGGUUGAACAACAUACGAUUCCCCCAGCUUUAGUGAGUAGCACUAGUGAGGAUCUAUUCGAUUUUCUUGCAAUGACAUUGAAAAACUUUGUUGAGAGAAACAAUGAUGGCUUUGAACAAUCAGAUAAAAGAAAGGAGCUUGGAUUGACAUUUCCUUUUCCUGUUAGACAAUUGUCUGUUUCUUCAGGCAUUCUUAUAAAGUGGACGAAAGGAUUUGCCAUCAGAGACACAGUUGGAAAGGAUGUCACUCAAUGCCUACAAGAAGCACUGACAAAGAGGGGAUUGGAUAUGCAGGUGGCAGCAUUGGUGAAUGAUACUGUUGGAACAUUAGCCCUUGGCCAUUACUAUGAUGAAGACACUGUUGCUGCAGUAAUUAUUGGAACAGGCACGAAUGCCUGUUACAUAGAACGCACUGAUGCUAUAAUUAAAUGUCAAGGUCUUCUUACAAAUUCUGGAGGCAUGGUGAUUAACAUGGAAUGGGGAAGUUUUUGGUCAUCACAUUUGCCAAGGACACCUUAUGAUUUUGCUUUAGAUGAUGAAACCCUAAAUCGAAACGAUCAGGGAUUUGAGAAAAUGAUUUCAGGAAUGUAUUUGGGUGAUAUUGUUAGGAGGGUGCUUCUCAGAAUAGCACUAGAAUCUGAUGUCCUUGGGAAUUCUGCUCGUUCUUUAUCAAUACCAUUCAUCUUGGGGACGCCUUUGAUGGCUGCAAUGCGGGAAGAUGAUACCCCAAAUUUGGAAGAGGUGGGAAAGAUACUGGAAGAAAAUUUGCAGAUGCCUGACCUAAGUCUCAAAGCUCGGAGGCUGGUAGUAAGAGUAUGUGAUGUGGUAACCCAACGGGCCGCCCGGUUGGGUGCUGCAGGUAUAGUUGGCAUAUUGAAGAAAAUAGGACGAGACGGGAGUGGCGGUGUUGCAAGCGGAAGAGCGAGGGGCAAACCUAAGCGAACGGUGGUGGCUGUCGAGGGUGGUCUCUAUGCUGGUUACUCUACAUUCAGGGAAUAUCUAAAUGAGGCAGUGGUGGAAAUAUUAGGUGCCGAGGUUGCCAGAAAUGUUGUACUCAGAGUAUUCGAGGACGGGUCUGGAAUAGGCGCCGCGUUACUUGCUGCAUCACUAUCGUCGGAUCGAUGAAGGUUGGGUAUACAUAUAUAAAUCUCUCUGCAAAUGUAAAAAAGGGAAGGAGCAAUGAUAAAAAGAAUUUGUUUGGCAUUAAAUUAUAUGUGUAAAGGUGUUGUGCAGUAUCUCAUAUUUGUUUCA